CAUCAUCCAUCCUCUCUCGUCGCCGCCACCGCCGCCCGACGGUUUUUUAUUCCAUUCGAACCUGUCAUUUGCUUUUUUGCAUUAUUACAAUUUCCAUCCUACUUUAACCCAUCCAUACAUGUACAGUACUUUUGUCUAGUCUCGCCUUUAUCCGCGAAUCAAAGUGGGCCGCCGCCUUCUCAUCGACCAACCAACCAGGCAGGCAAGCAUUGCGCCCAGCCCUGGAGCUUCGCUGCUCGUGGCUCGGAAGUGGACGCUGAUCCCUGGAGAAGCUGUUCGGAUCAUAGCUGUGUAAGUACAUAUAUGUCCCAUCUGCCUGGGCCUCCGCCCUCGGUCCCCUGCCCGAACUUUUGGCAAGUCCAAGUCUCUACCCACCCACUCGUUGUUUCCUAUGUCGACUUCCUCUUGCCACCACCACACUGCAACCACCCCCGUCAUCUUCACUGCCACUACCACCCUCAAUGUUGCUCACACUCGCUAAACCACCCAAACCAGCUUUUGAUUUCAAGACUCAUGAUUACUCUCCAACAUUUUCUUCCUCUACGGCUGCACGAUUCUCUCCAAAGCUUACCAACGGCCAAUUGCCUUCCCACAGAAGGGACAGUCCCGCCUCCACCAUGGGCACUCCGCACCGGGGGCUUCCUCCCCCUUCGGCCAUGACUUUGCCAGACCCUAGCCGGGCUCCUCCCCCUCCACUAUCUUCUUCUCUGGGCGCUCUUCCGGCCGCUCCUUCCCAAUGGCAGGGCGCCGAAGACGGCAUGAAGAACUGGCUGGCUGCCAAAGCCGAGGAGGAGAAGCGCAAGCAAGAGGAGGAGAAGACGAGGCAGGAGAACUUGAAGCUGGAGCAGCGCAAGAUUGAGGUCAGAAUGCUCGAAACGUCCAUACAGGGCGGCAUACCUCCGCAUCUGGUUCCCAUCAUUUUUGCCGGCAUCGGUGGAGGGAACCUUGCGACCAUCAGCGCCGAGUGGAUCCAGUCCUAUCAAUCCACAUUGCAAGCAACACAGCAACAGCAGCAGCAGCAGCAGCAUCAACAACAGCAGCAGCAGCAACAGCAGGCCCAGGCCCACGCACAAGCACAGCUAUCACCCGAACACGGCAGAGAUUCAAGAUUGAUCGGCCAGCCACCGCCGGGAGCUUUUGCAACUCAGCAACCGCAAACGCCGCAGUCGGUUCUUCCCCCAACCGCGGUGCUCCCUGGGCAGCCUUUGCCUUCGCAGCCUCAGCAGGCCACUUUCUCGGCCUCGUACUCGAGUGGAACCAUGUCUCCGCGGUCGCGGGGAGCUGCUGGGCAGCCAGGACAUACUCCUACGGCGGCUUCCAGCGUGCAGAUGCAGAACACUCAGCCGGGACAGCAAGAACAGGCUUCUCCGUCCAUUUACUUCCACCACUGGGUGCCUCCGACGUCGCAGCAGGACAAAGCCUCGUCCAGCGCGAACCCACCAGCGACGCCUUCAGAUUACACCAGCUCCCCCAAAAAGCGGAAGGCCCAAGGCGGCCACCAGGCGCCACCACCUCCAACAUCAGCGCCUCAAUCCUACACUUCGCCGUCCUUCUCGCACGUAUCAACGUCUUCCGCUUCCACCCCAGGACGAAGGGGUCACGCGAGAACCCGCUCCGACAUAUCUUCGAGAGGAGACGGCCAUGUCUCUUCUGUGAGCAGGCGCACGACGGUUUCGAGCCAGACCCACCCGGACCUGGGACCUUCACAGCUCCGCGAUGCCCCCGAACAACAGCAGCAGCGCUUCCAGUCGCAGCCGCGAGGCCGCGAGGAGACUCAUGGUCAACAGAGUGAAUCGGCUUAUGCGCCAGCGGGACAGAGGAGCGAGGGACGUCCCCACGAGCAACACCAACCGCAGGCGGUAUUCCAUGCAGACCCUCGAUCAUUCGCAUCACAUCAGCAGCAACCGCAGCAGCCGCAGCCGCAGCAACAACAACAUCACGAUCGAGGAACUGCUCCGUUCCCCAAGUGGGAAGGCGGCGAUCAAUAG
Periconia digitata is the source of this 1988-nucleotide messenger RNA. The record is from the annotation of a GenBank genome assembly. Lineage: Eukaryota; Fungi; Ascomycota; Dothideomycetes; Pleosporales; Periconiaceae.